This is a messenger RNA of Mesorhabditis belari, 525 nucleotides long. Lineage: Eukaryota; Metazoa; Nematoda; Chromadorea; Rhabditida; Rhabditidae. The record is from the annotation of a GenBank genome assembly.
AUGACCGAUCCGAGAAGGGCGCUUUUACCAAAGAUCUUUGGGCCAAUUCUCGGACUUCUCAUCUUAGUCCUUCUGGCUGUUCUCAUCGCUAUCUUCUACUUAAGAGGUCCAAGCGAUUUUUCGGAUAAUUAUCGUCAGUCAUCGCGAGAUCAAAACGGGAAUCUCAUCACUACACAAUCUCCAUUACAAAGAUAUCAAUCAAUACGAGCCAACCGAAUGGCUGCUGAUUUGGUGACGACAAUGAACAAAGCUUCAAAUGUGUCAUCUAAAAUCUCAAUAACUUUGAAUUCAACAAUGGAAGUAAACGUCGACUCAAAUGAGAAUCUAAAGCUUGAAAAAAGAAAAGAUGGUAUUCUAUUGGAUAAUUCUGGAUUCGAAUCAACUACCGCUAAAAUUUCGACAACAACCGAGUCUCAAGAGUUCUUCAAAGCUUUAGUGAACUACUUCUAUGGCUUGAAAAGUGGCGAUGAUGUUAGACGAGGAUUUGUCAGUCAACGUGUUCAUCCACCUUUCUCAUUUUUGCCG